Molecule: messenger RNA, 19691 nt
Organism: Salvelinus namaycush (lake trout)
Lineage: Eukaryota; Metazoa; Chordata; Actinopteri; Salmoniformes; Salmonidae
Product: nebulin-like
Biological process (GO): cardiac muscle thin filament assembly
Cellular component (GO): Z disc
Molecular function (GO): actin filament binding
Source: RefSeq, a predicted model, not a curated record
AUGGAUGAGAAUGAAGAAUUUGAGGAUGAGUUUGAGGAAGAGGAGCUUAUCGAGGAAGAGCCUGGCGUUCCUGCGAGGAGAGUGGUCAGGAAGAAGGUUAAGGUGGACACCUCCAAGUUCAUGACUCCUUACUUGGCCCACAGCCAGAAGAUGCUGGACUUGUUCUCCUACAACAAGUACCGUCAUGCCUAUGACAAGGCUAAGGGGAAACCCUAUGCCAUCACGGCUGACACCCCUGAGAUGAUGAGGAUCAAGAAGGCUCAGGAGCAGCUGUCUGAGGUGAAGUACCGCAUGGAGGGCAAUAAGGUCAGGUGUACCAGUUUGUAUGAUGGGGAGGCUAGAGAGAUCGCCCAUGUCAAGCAUGUCUCUGAGCUGAUCAGCAAGGUUCUGUACAGGGCCAAGUGGGAUGAGACAAAGGACAGGUACCUGCUGCCCCCUGAUGCCCCGGAGCUUGUCCUGGCUGUGAAGAACGCUGCCAACUACAGCAAGAAACUGUACACGGAGCAAUGGGAUGAGGACAAGACCAUGUGCUAUCCUUACAGCGAUUCUCCGGAGCUGCGCAGGGUGGCCAAGGCACAGGAGGUCCUCAGUGAUAUCCUGUACAAGAAGGGGCAUGCUGAGCGAACGGCAAAGUACACAUCUCUGGCUGUGCCUAAUGAUAUGGAGCUGGCCAAGAAAAAUUUUGAACAGCGCAGUGACCUCAAGUACCAUGAGGACUACAACAAGAACGUCAAGGGCCACUGGUGUGAGACGCCCUACAUUGAGGUGGCUAUUGCCAGGGUAGCUAUGGACAACCUUAGCAAUAAAAUGUACACGGCUGCGUAUGAGGACAUAAAAGACCAAAUCAAUUUUAUGCAAACCGAGACGCCAGAAUACAAACAGCACAAGAAGGCUGGUCACGCUGCUAGCUCGAUCAAAUACAAGAAGGAUUACGAGAACAGCAAAUCGGUAGCUGACUACAACGUUCUCCCAGCCACAGACAACCCUCUGCUCAGGCAGCUGAGAUACGCUGGCACCAUCUUGAGUGACAAAGUCUACAAGGCCAGCUAUGAGAAAUCAAGGGGGUCAAGUAUCAACUACUGUGACACCCCCAAGUUCAAGAUGGACUCUGUUGUACAACAGUUUAGUGACGCACAUUAUAAAGACAAGUAUGAGAACGAGGUGAAGGGCCACUAUAUUGGCAGCUAUGAGGAUAUCUACAUGCAACACUGCAAGAAAAUGGAGGAGAUCAAGAGUGAACAAAACUACAAAGCUGAUUAUGAGGACAUCAAGACAAGAUGUUUCUAUCCUCAAACCAUGUCGCCAGAAUAUGAAGCUCAUAAGAAAGUUGCCCAGUGUAAAGAUAAAGUGUACCGGCAACAUCCGGGUACGGUGAAGUUUACGCAAGUGACAGACUCGCCUGUUCAAGUGCAAGCCGCCAUCAACGCUAAACAGCUGAGUGAUCUCAACUAUCACGCAGCAUAUGAGUUGGAUAAGUUUAAGUGUGCCCUGCCCCCAGACUACCCCUUCUUCAUCCAGUCCAGAGCCAAUGCAUAUAACCUUAGUGAUAGUUGUUAUAGGUAUGAUUGGGAGAAAGUGAAAGCCAAGCAGUUCGAGGUCAAGGGUGAUGCUAUCUCGAUCCUUGCAGCCCGUGCCCACACAAACAUAGCGAGUGAUGUCAAAUACAAGAAGGAAUUUGAGAAGAACAAGGGAAAGAUGGUGGGAGCCCUCAGCAUCCAUGACGACCCCAAGAUUAUGCACUCCAUGCACGUGGCCAAAAUCCAGAGUGAUCGCGAGUACAAAAAGAACUAUGAGAAGACAAAAACCAAGUACAUCACCACGCUGGACAUGAUGUCUAACACCCUGGCCAAGAAGUCCCAGGGUAUCGCCAGCAUGGCCGGCUACAGAACCAUCCACAACCGCUACCUCCUGCCUCAUGACGCCAUGUCGCUGGACCUGGCCAAGAAGGCCAACAUCAUCCAGAGUGACAAUGAAUACCGUUCAGACUACAACAACUCCACCAAGGGCUCUGGUUGGGUCGCCUUCGGCUCCAUGGAAGUGGAGAAGGCCAAGAAAGCUGGAGAUAUCCUCAAUGAGAGAAAGUACCGUCAGCACCCAGACACUGUCCCCUUCACCUCCAUCGCUGAUCACCCCGUCAUGAUGCAGGCCCAGGUCAACCAGAUUAUGAGGAGUGAUCUUCACUACAAGAAGGGUCUUGAGGAGAUCCAUCAGAAGUACUCUCUGCCCCAUAAUGACCCCCAGUUCCUUCAGGCCAAAUGCAACGCCUACAACAUCAGCAAGAACUACUACAAGCAGAGCUGGGAGAAAACCAUUGCAAAGGGCUACGACAUGAGGCCAGAUGCUAUCUCUGUCAUCCAUGCUAAGCACGGCAGACAUAUUGCCAGUGAUAUCCAGUACAAGAAAGACUAUGUGAAGGGAAAGGGCAAACAAAUCGGCUGCCGCAAUCUUCAGGAUGACCCCUUGCUGGUGCACUACAUGGAUGUGGCCAGGUUGCAGAGUGACAAGAACUACAAGAAGGACUACCACAAGUCAAAGCUGAAGUUCCACUCUCCAGUUGACAUGAUGAGUGUUGUACAUGCCAAGCACGCCUCCACAGUGCAGACCUUUGCUGGCUACAGGAAGAUCCAGCACCACUACAGUCUUCUGCCUGGGUCCAUGAAUCUUGAGCUGGCUCGCACCAUGAACACCAAUGCCAGUGAUGUGAACUACAAAGCGGAUUGGGAGAACUCUGUGAAGGGAACUGGCUGGAUCCCCAUCGGCUCCAUUCCUGUGGAGCUAGCCAAGCAGGCCGGGGCUGUUCUGGAUGAGCACAAGUACAGGCAGCACCCUGAAAACUUUAAAUUCACCAGCAAGAUGGACGGCAUGAAUAUGGAACUGUGCAAGCAUAACCAAAAGAUCAUGAAUGUUCAAGAAUAUAAAGCCAGUGGAGAGAAGUUCCUGCACACUUACAAUCUCCCUGCAGAUGCACCAGAGUUUAUGCAAGCCAAAUACAAUGCUGUCAACAUCAGCAAGAACUAUUACACAUAUGCUCACCGUCAAGACAUUCUCAAAGGACAUCAGGUGAAGGCAGAUGCCAUCCCCAUCAUCGCUGCCAGGGCCUGCACUAAUAUUGCCAGCAAUUACAAGUAUAAGCUGGCGUACGAGAAGGGAAGAGGCAAGCAUGUUGGCUUCCGCAAUGUUAAGGACGACCCCUUGCUGGUGCACUACAUGGAGGUGGCUAAAAUGCAGAGUGAGCAGAACUACAAGAAAGACUACCACAAGUCAAAGCUGAAGUUCCACUCUCCAGUUGACAUGAUGAGUCUUGUGCAUGCUAAGCACGCCUCCGCAGCGCAGACCUUUGCUGGCUACAGGAAGAGCCUUCACAACUACACUCUUCUCCCUGAGGCUAUGCCUGUUCACCUGGCUCGCACCAUGAUGGAUAUCCAGAGCAACAACGCCUACAAGUCCGACUACAACAACAUGUACAAGGGUACUGGCUGGGUUCCUAUUGGCUCUAUGCAGGUGGAGUUGGCUAAGACAGCCAUGGCAGCCCGAGAUGAGCAAGGCUACCGUGUGCACCCCAGCACCCUGAAGUUCACCAGUCUGACUGGCCAGAUGAACAUGGCCCUUGCCAUGACCAACACCAAGCUACUUGAUGAUGCUUCAUACAGAGCAUCUGGCGAGAAGUUCAAGCACACCUACAACCUGCCUGCAGACAGCCCCCAGUUCCUCCAGGCCAAGUGCAAUGCUCAGACCAUGAGCGAGUCUCACUACAAGCACAAGUGGGUGGAAGAUAUUGCCAAAGGAUACGACAUGAGGCCAGAUGCUAUCUCUGUCAUCCAUGCUAAGCACGGCAGACAUAUUGCCAGUGAUAUCCAGUACAAGAAAGACUAUGUGAAGGGAAAGGGCAAACAAAUCGGCUGCCGCAAUCUUCAGGAUGACCCCUUGCUGGUGCACUACAUGGAUGUGGCCAGGUUGCAGAGUGACAAGAACUACAAGAAGGACUACCACAAGUCAAAGCUGAAGUUCCACUCUCCAGUUGACAUGAUGAGUCUUGAACAUGCCAAGCACGCCUCCACAGUGCAGACCUUUGCUGGCUACAGGAAGAUCCAGCACCACUACACUCUUACCGCUGACUCCAUGAACCUUGUGUUGGCUCGCACCAUGAAUGCCAGUUCCAGUGACUAUGAGUACAAGUCUGACUGGAACAACUCUGUGAGAGGAACAGGAUGGAUUCCUAUUGGCUCAUUGCCGGUGGAACUUGCAAAGGUUGGCGGGGACAUCCAGAGUGAACAAAAGUACCGUACACACCCCUCUAAAUUCCAGUUCAAGAAGCUGAUGGACUCUAUGGACAUUGUCCUGGCCACUGACAACAACAAGAUCAUGAACAAGCAAGAAUACACAAAAAAAUGGCACAAUGACAAGCUCACAGUCCAUGUGAUGCCAGAUGCCCCUGAGAUUGUCCUGGCCAAGGCUAAUGCUAUCAACAUGAGUCAGAAAACCUACAAAGCAGGCCUGGCGAAGAUGUAUAAGAAUGGUUACGACUUGAAGGUUGAUGCCAUAGCCAUUCAGGCUGCCAAGCAGGGCACCAAAAUCGCCAGUGACUACAAGUACAAGCUGAGUCACCGAAUGAAUAGGGGAAAACAAAUCGGCUGCCGCAAUCUUCAGGAUGACCCCUUGCUGGUGCACUACAUGGAUGUGGCCAGGUUGCAGAGUGACAAGAACUACAAGAAGGACUACCACAAGUCAAAGCUGAAGUUCCACUCUCCAGUUGACAUGAUGAGUGUUGUACAUGCCAAGCACGCCUCCACAGUGCAGACCUUUGCUGGCUACAGGAAGAUCCAACACCACUACACUGUGCUUGCUGAUGCCAUGAACGUGGAGUUGGCUAAGCAGAUGCAGACGAUCGCCAGUGAUAAUUUGUACAAAAGUGACUAUGAGACAAGCGUCAAAGGCACAGGAUGGAUUCCCAUUGGUUCUCUGGAUGUAGAGAGAGCCAAAACAGCUGGCCUGAUUGGCAGUGAGCAACUGUACCGCCAACACCCCAGCAGCUUUAAGUUUACCAAGGACAUGCACUCCAUGGACGUUGUCCUGGCCAAUGCUAACAAUGCAAUCAUGAACAAGCAAACGUACGUUGACGCCUGGAAUAAGGAUAAGACCUCUGUCCACAUCAUGCCAGACUCAAUGGAGGUGGUGUUGGCCAGAGCCAACAAGAUCAACUCCAGUGCUACACUAUAUAAGCUUGCCAAUGAACAGGACAAGAAGAAGGGUUAUGACCUGCGCAAUGAUGCUAUUGCAAUCCUGGCAGCCAAACAGGGCACAUCCAUUGCUAGCGAUUUCAAAUACAGGGCUGGCUACCGUAAGCAGGUUGGCCACCACAUUGGAGCGCGCUGUGUCGAGGAAGACCCUCUGCUCAUGCUGGCUAUUAACUCAGCCAAGAUUGCCAGUGAUGCUCUGUACAAGAAGGACUUCCAUCAGUCCAAGACCAAGUUCCAUCUCCCAUUGGACAUGAUGGCCUUUGAGUUGGCCAAGAAAAACCAGAUCCAGGUCAACCAUGCCAAAUAUGUAACACGACUGCACAACUGGACCUGUCUGCCAGACUCCACUGAUGUUGUCCAUGCCAGACAUGUCUAUGACAUAGCGAGUGAUGCUGUGUAUAAGGCUGAUCUAAAGAGCCUGCAAGGUAUCGGAUGGGUUCCCAUCGGCUCACUUGAUGUUGAGAAGGCAAAGAAAGCCGCCGAGGUCCUGAGUGAGAAGCUGUAUCGUCAGCACCCAAGCAACUUCAAGUUCACCAGCUCAGUUCAAGACAUUGGAAUGGUUUUGGCUAAACAAAAUAAUGAUAAUGCCAACAAGCAAGCUUACACUAAGGUGUGGGAGAAGGACAAGACCAAGAACCACAUUAUGCCAGAUGCGAUGGACAUUGUUUUGGCCAAUGCAAACAAGUCCAACUACAGUUGGAACCAAUACAGGAAAGCAAUGGUAGAGGAUAAGAAGAAGGGCUAUGAUUUGCGCAAUGAUGCCAUUGCUGUCAUCGCAGCCAAGCACGGCAGGGACAUUAUCAGUGAUCACAAGUACAAGACUGGCUACCGUAAGCAGGUUGGCCACCACAUUGGAGCCCGCUGUGUCGAGGAAGACCCUCUGCUCAUGCUGGCUAUUAACUCAGCCAAGAUUGCCAGUGAUGCUCUGUACAAGAAGGACUUCCAUCAGUCCAAGACCAAGUUCCAUCUCCCAUUGGACAUGAUGGCCUUUGAGUUGGCCAAGAAGAACCAGAUCCAGGUCAACCAUGCCAAAUAUGUAACUCGACUGCACAACUGGACCUGUCUGCCAGACUCCACUGAUGUUGUCCAUGCCAGACAUGUCUAUGACAUAGCGAGUGAUGCUGUGUAUAAGGCUGAUCUAAAGAGCCUGCAAGGUAUCGGAUGGGUUCCCAUCGGCUCACUUGAUGUUGAGAAGGCAAAGAAAGCCGCCGAGGUCCUGAGUGAGAAGCUGUAUCGUCAGCACCCAAGCAACUUCAAGUUCACCAGCUCAGUUCAAGACAUUGGAAUGGUUUUGGCUAAACAAAAUAAUGAUAAUGCCAACAAGCAAGCUUACACUGAGGCGUGGGAGAAGGACAAGACCAAGAACCACAUUAUGCCAGAUGCGAUGGACAUUGUUUUGGCCAAUGCAAACAAGUCCAACUACAGUUGGAACCAAUACAGGAAAGCAAUGGUAGAGGAUAAGAAGAAGGGCUAUGAUUUGCGCAAUGAUGCCAUUGCUGUCAUCGCAGCCAAGCACGGCAGGGAAAUUAUCAGUGAUCACAAGUACAAGACUGGCUACCGUAAGCAGGUUGGCCACCACAUUGGAGCCCGCUGUGUCGAGGAAGACCCUCUGCUCAUGCUGGCUAUUAACUCAGCCAAGAUUGCCAGUGAUGCUCUGUACAAGAAGGACUUCCAUCAGUCCAAGACCAAGUUCCAUCUCCCAUUGGACAUGAUGGCCUUUGAGUUGGCCAAGAAGAACCAGAUCCAGGUCAACCAUGCCAAAUAUGUAACUCGACUGCACAACUGGACCUGUCUGCCAGACUCCACUGAUGUUGUCCAUGCCAGACAUGUCUAUGACAUAGCGAGUGAUGCUGUGUAUAAGGCUGAUCUAAAGAGCCUGCAAGGUAUCGGAUGGGUUCCCAUCGGCUCACUUGAUGUUGAGAAGGCAAAGAAAGCCGCCGAGGUCCUGAGUGAGAAGCUGUAUCGUCAGCACCCAAGCAACUUCAAGUUCACCAGCUCAGUUCAAGACAUUGGAAUGGUUUUGGCUAAACAAAAUAAUGAUAAUGCCAACAAGCAAGCUUACACUGAGGCGUGGGAGAAGGACAAGACCAAGAACCACAUUAUGCCAGAUGCGAUGGACAUUGUUUUGGCCAAUGCAAACAAGUCCAACUACAGUUGGAACCAAUACAGGAAAGCAAUGGUAGAGGAUAAGAAGAAGGGCUAUGAUUUGCGCAAUGAUGCCAUUGCUGUCAUCGCAGCCAAGCACGGCAGGGAAAUUAUCAGUGAUCACAAGUACAAGACUGGCUACCGUAAGCAGGUUGGCCACCACAUUGGAGCGCGCUGUGUCGAGGAAGACCCUCUACUCAUGCUGGCUAUUAACUCAGCCAAGAUUGCCAGUGAUGCUCUGUACAAGAAGGACUUCCAUCAGUCCAAGACCAAGUUCCAUCUCCCAUUGGACAUGAUGGCCUUUGAGUUGGCCAAGAAAAACCAGAUCCAGGUCAACCAUGCCAAAUAUGUAACUCGACUGCACAACUGGACCUGUCUGCCAGACUCCACUGAUGUUGUCCAUGCCAGACAUGUCUAUGACAUAGCGAGUGAUGCUGUGUAUAAGGCUGAUCUAAAGAGCCUGCAAGGUAUCGGAUGGGUUCCCAUCGGCUCACUUGAUGUUGAGAAGGCAAAGAAAGCCGCCGAGGUCCUGAGUGAGAAGCUGUAUCGUCAGCACCCAAGCAACUUCAAGUUCACCAGCUCAGUUCAAGACAUUGGAAUGGUUUUGGCUAAACAAAAUAAUGAUAAUGCCAACAAGCAAGCUUACACUGAGGCGUGGGAGAAGGACAAGACCAAGAACCACAUUAUGCCAGAUGCGAUGGACAUUGUUUUGGCCAAUGCAAACAAGUCCAACUACAGUUGGAACCAAUACAGGAAAGCAAUGGUAGAGGAUAAGAAGAAGGGCUAUGAUUUGCGCAAUGAUGCCAUUGCUGUCAUCGCUGCCAAGCACGGUCGGGAAAUUAUCAGUGAUCACAAGUACAAGUCAGGCUACCGCAAGCAAAUUGGACACCACAUUGGAGCCCGCUGCGUCGAGGAUGACCCUCUGCUCGUGCUGGCUCUGAACUCAGCCAAGAUUGCCAGUGAUGCUCUGUACAAGAAGGACUUCCAUCAGUCCAAGACCAAGUUCCAUCUCCCAUUGGACAUGAUGGCCUUUGAGUUGUGCAAGAAGAACCAGAUCCAAGUCAACGACUUCAACUACAGAACUCGACUGCACAACUGGACCUGUCUGCCAGACUCCAGUGAUGUCGUCCAUGCCAGACAUGUCUAUGACAUAGCAAGUGAGGCGGUGUACAGGGCUGACAUGAAGUGGCUCAGGGGAAUUGGAUGGGUCCCCACUGGCUCACUUGAUGUGGAAAAAGCCAAGAAGGCCGGCGAGAUCUUGAGUGAGAAGAAAUACCGCCAGCACCCCAGCACUCUGGACUUCAAAAGCCCCCUCGACGGCAUGGAUAUCGUUCUGGCCAAAAAUAACGGCCAGAUCAUGAACAAGCGGCAGUAUGUUGAACAAUGGGAUGCUGAUAAGAUCAAAAUCCACGUCGGCAAUGAGCUUCCAGAACUUGUACUGGCCAAGGCCAAUGCGAUCACCAUGAGCAAUAAACUGUACAAACAAGGAUUUGAUGAAACCAUCAAGAAGGGUUAUUACCUUCCUGUCGAUGCUAUCUCUGUCAAGGCUGCCAAGCAUGGUAGAGAGAUUAUCAGCGAUUACAAGUACAAGGCUGGCUACAGCAAGCAGGUUGGCCACCACAUUGGAGCCCGCUGUGUCGAGGAUGACCCUCUGCUCAUGCUGGCUAUUAACUCAGCCAAGAUUGCCAGUGAUGUUCUGUACAAGAAGGACUUCCAUCAGUCCAAGACCAAGUUCCAUCUCCCAUUGGACAUGAUGGCCUUUGAGUUGUGCAAGAAGAACCAGAUCCAAGUCAACGACUUCAACUACAGAACUCACCUGCACAACUGGACCUGUCUGCCAGACUCCACUGAUGUCGUCCACGCAAGGAAAGUCUACGAUCUGCACAGUGACGCUGUCUACCGUGCUGACAUGGAGUUCAUUAGAGGUACUGGCUGGGUCCCCAUUGGCUCUCUGGAUGUGUUGAAAGCUAAGAAAGCUGCAGAGAUUCUGAGCGAUCGCCUCUACAAGCAGAAACCAGAUUCUCUUAAAUACACCACCGACAUGCACUCCAUGCCUAUGGUGCUGGCCAAGGCUAAUGCUGAGAUCAUAAACAAGGGCAACUAUGUUGCACAAUGGGAUGCUGAUAAGAUCAAAAUCCAUGUCGGCAAUGAGCUUCCAGAACUUGUGCUGGCCAAGGCCAAUGCGAUCAACAAUAGCAACAAACUCUACAAAGCUGAAUUAGAGGAGUUGUACAAGAAGGGCUAUAACCUGAAAAGCGAUUGCAUCGCCAUCAAAGCUGCCAAGCAUGGUAGAGAGAUCAUAAGUGACGUCAAGUACAAGGCUGGCUACAGUGAGCAGGUUGGCCACCACAUUGGAGCCCGCUGCGUCGAGGAAGACCCUCUGAUCAUGCUGGCUCUGAACUCAGCCAAGAUUGCCAGUGAUGCUCUGUACAAGAAGGACUUCCAUCUGUCCAAGACCAAGUUCCACCUCCCAGUGGACAUGCUGACCAUUGAAUUGGCCAAGAAAUGCCAGGUCCAGGUCAAUGACUUCAACUACAGAACUCGCCUGCACAACUGGACCUGUCUGCCAGACUCCAGUGAUGUCGUCCAGGCCAGGAAGGUCUACGCUUUGCAUAGUGACGCUGUGUACAGGGCUGAUUUGGAAUGGCUCAGAGGCACUGGCUGGGUCCCUAUUGGCUCGAUCGACGUUGAGAAAGCCAAGAAGGCCGCCGAGAUCCUGAGCGAGAGGAAAUAUCGCGAGCACCCAAGCAAUUUCAAAUUUACCGCCACAACCGACGACAUGCCUUAUGCUUUGGCUACGGCCAAUGCCGAGAUAAUGGACAAGCGCCAGUACGUUCAACAGUGGGAGGCUGAUAAGGUCCAAAUCCACGUCGGCAAUGAGCUUCCAGAACUUGUGCUGGCCAAGGCCAACGCAAUCACCCUAAGCAACAAACUCUACCGUGAGGGAUUUAACGAGAUGAUCGGACAGGGAUAUCACCUGGAUAAGGAUGCCAUUGCUGUCCAACAUGCCAAGAAGAGCAGAGAGAUCAUCAGUGAUUACAAGUACAAGGCCGGCUUCCGCAAUCAGUGUGGCCACCAUAUUGGAGCCCAAUGCGUUGAGGAUGACCCUCUGCUUGUGCUGGCCGCCAAUGCAGCCAGGAUCUCCAGUGAUAUUAACUACAAGAAGGACUUCCACCUUACCAAGACCAAGUUCAGCAUUCCACUUGACAUGAUGUCUGUCGACUUGGCCAAGAAAAGCCAGUUCCAGAUCCAAGAAUUCACCUACAGAACUAAACUGCACAACUGGACCUGCAUGCCAGACAACACUGAUGUUGUCCGCGCCAGGAAGGUCUACUCUCUGCAAAGUGACGCGGUGUACAGGGCUGAUCUGGAGUGGCUCAGAGGGUGCGGCUGGUUGCCCCAGGGUUCUGUGGAUGUCAUCAAGGCUAAGAAUGCCCAAACUAUUCUCAACGAAAGGCUGUACCGCCAGCCCCCCAGCUCAAUCAAGUUCACCAGUGUUGUUGACUCUCCAGAGGUUGUCCUGUCGAAGCAGAACGCUGAGAUCCUCAGUGAUAGGAAAUAUAGAGAGGUUUGGGAUACUGAGAAGACCAAUAUCCACCUGAACAAUGAUCUACCUUCUCUGGUGCUGUCCAAGGCUAAUGCUAUCGCCAUCAGCAACAAACUAUACACUAAGGAUUGGGAUGCCGACAAGGCUAAGGGAUACCACAUCAAGGAGGACGCCAUCGCUGUGCUGAAGGCCAGAAAAUCUAGAGACAUCAUCAGCGACUACAAAUACCACGAGGGCUACCGUAAGCAGGUUGGCCACCACAUUGGAGCCCGCUGCGUCGAGGAAGACCCUCUGAUCAUGCUGGCUCUGAACUCAGCCAAGAUUGCCAGUGAUGCUCUGUACAAGAAGGACUUCAACAAGUCCAAGACCAAGUUCCACCUCCCAGUGGACAUGCUGACCAUUGAACUGGCCAAGAAAUGCCAGGUCCAGGUCAACGACUUCAACUACAGAACUCACCUGCACAACUGGACCUGUCUGCCAGACUCCACUGAUGUCGUCCAGGCCAGGAAAACCUAUGAUCUGCAGAGCGAUGCUGUGUACAAGGCUGAUCUGGAGUGGCUGAGGGGAUGUGGUUGGAACCCCCAUGAGUCUGUGGAGGUCUUGAAAGUGAAACACGCCCAAGCGGUCCUGGCUGAUAGAGGCUACCGUGUCAAGUUGGAUCAGCAGAAGUUCACAGCUCCUGUGGACAGAAUAGACAUGGUUUGCGCCAAGAACGCUGCAGAUAUCCUCAAUGAGGCUAAUUACCGUGCACUGUGGCACACAGAGAAGACUAAGUACACGAUCACAGACACCCCAGGACUGGCAACAGCAAGAGAGGUGGCCAAGAAUCUCCAUCCGAAACUAUACACCAAGGACUGGGAUAAGGUCAAAGCUACCGGCUUCUUCAUGCCCGGAGAUGCUGUUCCCAUCAAGCAGUGCAUCCACAACAAUAAAGUCCAGAGUGACCACAAAUACAAGGCAGAAUAUCGCAAGCAGGCUGGCCACCACAUUGGAGCCCGCUGUGUCGAGGAUGACCCUCUGCUCAUGCUGGCUCUGAACUCAGCCAAGAUUGCCAGUGAUGCUCUGUAUAAGAAGGACUUCAACAAGUCCAAGACCAAGUUCCAUCUGCCAGUGGACAUGUUGUCCUUUGAGCUGGCCAAAAAAUGCCAGGUCCAGGUCAAUGACAACCACUACAGGACCCGUCUACAUAACUGGACCUGUCUGCCAGACUCCACUGAUGUCACACAGGCCCGCAAAGCCUACGACCUUCAGAGUGACGUUGUCUACAAGGCCGAUAUGGAAUGGCUCCGUGGAUGUGGAUGGGUUGCUGCCGAUUGUGUCGAUCACGUCAAAGUCAGAAAUGCCCAGAAGAUCAUGAACGAGAGGCUUUACAAGAAGGAUGCCAAAGACAACUUUGCCAAAUACACACACAUCGUGGAUCGUCCUGAGCAUAUCCUGGCCACCAUCAAUGCUUUUAACCUCAGUGAUCUGAAAUACAAGGAGACCUUCAAUGCGGAGAAGGGCAAGUACAUCGGCUCAGAGGACACACCCCAGCUGGCCCAUAGCAGAGAGGUCGCCAAGGUCAUCAGUGAGAAAUACUACAAACUGGCCUGGGAUGAAAGCAAAGCUACUGGUUACCAGCUGGACGCUCAUUACAUCCCUGUAGUCGGAGCCAAGAAGACCAGGGAGAUUGUCAGCGACGCUAAGUACCAUGACACCCAUGAGAAGGCCAAGGGCCACUACCUGGCUGACACCCUGGUGGACUUCCCUGAGGUGAUGCGCUGUGGAGAACAGGAGAAACAGAAGGGCCUGAGGAAUUACCAGAAGGAGUAUAAUACCAACAAGGCCAAGAACCACAUCCCCGCUGACAUCAUUCCCAACAUGGUGGCUAAGAGGUGCCAGGACAUGCUCAGUGACGUGCUGUAUCGCACCUUACUGCACAACUGGACCUGCCACCCCGACCAGCAGGACCUUAUCAGAGCCCGCAAGAACAAUGAGAUCCUGAGUGAUGUGUACUACAAAGAAGACCUGAGCUGGAUAAAGGGUAUUGGUUGCUAUGUUUGGGACACACCUGAGCUUGUCCGUGCCAAGAAUGCCCACCUGCUGCAGAGCGAUAUCAAAUAUAAGGAGGAGGGUAAGAAGGAAUUCAACAACUACUCCAUCGUGACAGACACCCCUGUCUACGUGACUGCUCUCCUGGGUCACACCUGGGCCAGUGAUCUGAACUAUAGGGAGGCUUACCAGAAAGACAAGCAUAUCUAUACCACCAUUCUGGAUACCUACGACUACGCACACAAUGCCAACCUCAAGGACAUCUACAGCACCAAAACAUAUACAUCUGCCUGGGACAAGAUCAAGGCUAAGGAUUACACGCUGCCAUCAGACUCCCACGCCCUGAAACACGCCAAACAACAGAAGGUCAUCCUCAGCAAUGUUAAAUACAGGGAGGAUUAUGAGAAGUUCAAGUCCCUCUACACCCUGCCCAAGUCCCUGGAGGACGACCCACAAACUCUCCGCUGCCUCAAAGCUGGAAAGAUGGGUCUUGACCGAUUGUACAAGGCGGACUAUGAGAAGACCAAGGCAAAGAACCACAUCCCCCCAGAUAUGCUAGAUGUCGUUUCAGCCCGUCAAACCCAGAACCAUGUCAGUGAGAUCGGUUACAGGAAGCACCUGCACCAGUGGAUCUGUAUGCCUGAUAUGCAGGUGUACGUCCAGGCACGCAAGGUCAACGAGCAGCUCAGCGACAUCUUCUACAAGGAUGACCUGAACUGGCUGAGGGGAAUUGGCUGCUAUGCCUGGGACACCCCUGAGAUCCUGCGAGUCAAGGCUGCUGACAAACUGCAGAGCGAUAACAAGUACAGAGCCAAGGGCAUUGAGGCGUUCAAGGAUUACUCUGUGGUCAUCGACACUCCUACCUAUGAGACAGCAAAACUGAGUUCUCAGAACCUGAGCGAUCUCCACUACCGUCACGACUACGCCACCAAUGUCAAGGGAACUAACUCCUCCCCCGCUGUCACCGUGGAUACAGAGAGGGCACGCCUGGCCAACUUCAACCAGAGUGAUAACUUGUACAAAGAGGCCAACAAGAACUUCAUGCCCACUGGCUACUCUCUUCCCCACGACAAUCCUCUCAUGAAGCAGGCGAAACAAAAUUCCAUUGUUGCCAGCAGCGUGAAGUACAAGAAUGACUAUGAAAAGUCAAAGGCUACGAACUAUACCAUGGACCCAGAAGGUGUCAGCUUCGUCAACAUCAGGAACGCCAACAAGGUCACCAACCCGCGUCUGUACCGUGAGCUGUAUGAGAAGGGCAAGGGCAAGAUCCACACCACCUACGACACACCCGAAAUCAGACAGGUUAAGAUGACCCAGGAGGCCGUCAGCGACUUGUGUUACAAGGGGAAGUACUUUGCUGACAGAGGCACCAUGAUCCCCAUGGGCAUCACUCCCCAGAUGAUACACUGUAACCACGUCAACGAGAUCACCAGUGACCUGAGAUACAAGGAGGACCUUCUGUGGCUGAGAGGCAUUGGCUGCUUCCUGUAUGACACACCUGAGAUGUCUACUGUCCGCAACAUUACCAAGUUUAGAGCCAACUAUGAAGUUGAGGCAAAGAAGAACCGUGCCAACUUCACUGUGGUCCUGGACACACCAGAGUACCAGCGCGUCACUGAGCUAAAGACCCACAUGAGCGACCUGAUGUACAGAGCCCAGGGCAAUGUGGAGAAGACCAAGUGCACCACCACCCUGGACUCCCUCGAUGUCAAGAGAGUCAAAUGGGCCCAACAGCUCAGCAACAAGUAUAUGUACACUGACCUGGCCUCCAAGGAGAGGGCCCACUUCACUCCGGAGGUGGACACCCCCAUAAUGGACCACGCCAGGGCUAUGAAGGUGGUCUUCAGCGAGAUCAAAUACAAAGAUCAGUAUGAGAAGAUGAAGCACAAGUACACUAGCAUCCAUGACACACCCAUCCUGGUCCGGGCCAAGAAGGCCUACCUACAAUCCAGUGAUCUGCGCUACAAGGAGAGCUUUGAGCGAUCCAAGGGACACUACCACAGUGUCAAGGAUGCCCUGGAUAUCGUGUGUCACCGUAGGGUCACCGAUGACAUCAGCGAGGUUAAAUACAGAGAGAAGUACAUCAACUCUCUGGGUACAUGGAGAUCCAUGCCCGACCGUCCCGAGUUUUUCCACAGCAGAAUCAUCGGUGAAAACGUCAGCGAUAUCAAGUACAAGGAGGAUCUGGAUUGGCUGAAGGGUAUUGGCUGCUACGUGUGGGACAGACCUGAGAUGGUCCAGGCUGAGAAGAACAAGGUCCUCUUCAGUGAGAGACUCUAUAAAGCGACUUUCGAGAAGAACAGACACCACUUCAAGUAUACCUGUGACACUCCAUUCUUCCAGGCCACCAAGAAUGCCUCCGUUAUUAUCAACGAUAGGCACUAUAGAGCAGCCUAUGAGAAGACCAAGGAUAAGUACAGCAGUGUGUUGGAUGAUCCUAGAAACCUCCUGGCUAAGGAGAACGCCAAGAAUAGCCAGAACAAAUAUAGAUCCAGGGCCAGGGUGCUCUUAAAGAACGGCUGCAAUGAGCUGCUCCGCCCAGACAUCCUCAGCGCCAUUUACCAGUCCAGGGAGCAGUGUAAGUGGAAGUACAGGGAGCAGUAUGAGCGUGCUAAGAGCAAGUUCACCUCCAUCCUGGAGACUCCCGAGCAUGAGAGCCACAAACGCAGCAAAGCCAUCAGAGACAAUGUCUACAAGAUGGAGUAUAACAAGAACAAGGCUAAGGGCUACACCCUGGGCCAUGACACUCCACACAGCACACACAUGAAGAAGGUCAAGGAGAUCACCAGCGUGCUGAAGUACAAGGAGGUAUAUGAGAGGAGCAAGGCCCAGAUCAACAUGGACCCUGAUUCCUUUGAAAUCCGCGCUGCCAAGGAAGCCUACAAGAACAUCAGCAAUCUGGACUACAGGAAGAAGUACCAGGCCACCAAGAACAAGUGGAUCUGGACCGUCGACAGACCUGACUUUAUCCAAGCUGCCAAGGCCAACUUCCAGCAGAGUGAUAUUGAGUACACGUAUGACAAGGAGAUGAUGAAGGGCUGUGUGAUCUCCAUCGUGGACGACAAGUUAGCCGUCCUGGCUAAGAUGAAUGCUGACUUAAGCAAUGUGAAAUACAGAGAGAAGUAUGAGAAGGCAAAGGGUCAGUAUAAGACUGUUCUGGACACUCCUACUAACCUUCAUGCCAAGUCAGUGCGCAUUCUGGCAUCUGAGAGCAAAUACAAGCUGGCUGGCAAGAUGGAGCAGCAGACCGGACAAUUCACCACUCUGCCCACGACCCGUGACACCAUUCACGCCAAGGACAUGGGCAAACUGGUCAGCGAGAAACAGUACAAGCAGAAGUUUGAGAAGGAGAAGGGCAAGUCCAAGUACAAUAACAUGAGAGUGCCUCCCGAUGUGCAGCACGCCAUGGACGUAGCCAAGAAUCAGAGCAAUUUUGCCUACAGGCAGGAGGCUAAGGCCAAGCUCAACUACACCUCUGUGGCUAUGCGCCCAGACAUCAUGAGGGCUACACAGGCCUCCAAGCUCGCCAGCAAUAUUGGCUACCGUGAGAAGGCUCGCCAGGAGGCUGCCCAUGGAGGUUCCCUGGUCCACCGUCCAGACAUCGCUCUGGCCACUGCGGUGUCCAAGCUUAACAGCCAGGUGCAGUACAAGGCCAAGUAUGACAAGGAGAAGGGACUCAGGCCAAAGUAUGACAUGAAGGAAAGUGUUGUUUACAAGACUCAGAAGGAUGCACACCAGCUGGCUAGUGAGGUGAAGUACAAGGGCGACCUGAAGAAGCUGCACAAACCUGUAACCGACAUGGCAGAGUCUCUGUCCAUGCAGCAUAACCUGAGCACCAGCAAGCUGUCCAGUGACUACCAGUACAAGAAGAAACAUGAGGACAGUAAGGGUCACUACCUCAUGAUUGCUGACUCACCAGAACAGCUUCAUCACAAGGAGGCUUCAGAACUACAGAGUCACGUGAAGUACAAGGAGAAGUAUGAGAAGGCUAAAGGAAAGGCCAUGCUGGACUUCGAGACCCCCACCUAUGUGACGGCUAAGGAAGCCCAGCACAUGCAAAGCGCGAAAGACUAUCAUAAGGAAUAUGAGGAGUCCAUAAAGGGAAAGAACCUCUCAGGCUUGGAGGUCACCCCUGCCAUGUUACAUGUCAGACAUGCCACCAAAAUAGCCAGCGAGAGAGAUUACAGGAGGGAUCUAGAGGAGGGGGUGAAGGGUAAAGGGCUAACUGUUUUUGAGGAAACUCCUGAGCUUUUGAGAGCAAGGAACGCCACUGCUAUCCUGAGUCAGAAAGAGUACAAGAAGACAUUGGAGACAGAGAUCAAGGGCAAGGGAAUGUUGGCAUUGGCUACAGACACGCCAGACUUCAUGAGGGCUAGGAAUGCUACAGACAUCCUCAGCCAGCAAAAGUACAAGCAGACUGCUGAGGCGGACAGGGCUAGCUACACUAGUGUUAUCGACACCCCUGACAUCCUCCACGCACAAAAUAUCAGGAACAUGGUCAGCCAGAAAAAGUACAGGGAGGAGGCUGAGAAGUGCAUGUCUCACUAUGUGCCCGUCCUGGACACCCCUGAGAUGAUGAGAGUCCGUGAGAAUCAGAAGAACUUCAGCACUCUUCAGUACCAGACAGACCACCUUAAAAACGUAAAAGGCAAAGUGUCGUCAAUAAAGGAAAGCCCUGAAAUUCUUUGUGUUAACGAGAAUACAAAAAAUUUCAGUUGGAUUUGGUACAAAGAGGACUUGGGAGGAGGAACAGCUCUGUCAGACACCCCAGAGAUGGACAGAGUUAAAUGCAAUCAGACAAACAUUAGCACGGUACACUAUAGGGACUCGUUGUGUCGGGGCACAGCCAUCUCAGACCUACCGGGGGUGAAGAACGUUCGUGAGAUGCAGAAGAACAUCAGCUCGAUUCAGUACAAAGAGGAGCCUAUAUCAGACCCCCCAGAGAUGGACAGAGUUAAACGCAACCAGCAACACAUUAGCAUGAUAAAGUACAAGGACUCGUUGUGUCGGUGCACAGCCAUCUCAGACCUACCGGAGGUGAAGAGGGUUCGUGAGAUGCAGAAGAACAUCAGCUCGGUGUUGUAUAAGGACAGUUCUGCCAAAGGAACGCCCCAGGUGUUCACUCCAGAGAUGGAGAGAGCGAAACGGAACCAAGAACAGAUUAGCUCGGUGCUGUACUCUGACAGCUUCCGUAAACAGGUGCAGGGCAAGGCUGCCUUUGUGCUGGACACACCUGAGAUGAGACGCGUCAAGGAGACCCAGCGCAACAUCUCUGGAGUGAAAUACCACCAGGACUUUGAGAAGAGUAAGGGCAGCUUCACUCCCACCACCUCUGACCCCGUGAUGGACCGUGUGAAGAAGAACACCCAGGAGUUCAGCGACAUCAACUACCGUGGCAUCCAGAGACGUGUGGUGGAGAUGGAGAAGAGACGCGUGGUGGAGCACGAACAGGAGACAGUCACCGAUCUGCGUGUAUGGCGCACCAACCCCGGCUCUGUGUUUGACUACGACCCUGCUGAGGACAACAUCCAGUCCAGGAGUCUGCACAUGAUGUCAGUCCAAGCCCAGCGUCGCAGCAAGGAGCACUCCCGCUCCACCAGCGCUAUGAGUGGUGUUGGCGAUGAGAAGUCUGAGGUGUCUGAGGACCCAGCCCACCACGUGUCCCUGUACAGCAACGGCUUUGCUACCUCCUCCAUGGGUUACACACACACCAAGACCGUGGAGCUGCAGCAGAGGUCUUCCUCUGUAGCCACACAGCAGACCACCGUGUCCUCUGUCCCCUCCCACCCUUCCACCACCGGGAAAACUGUGCGUGCCAUGUAUGACUACUCCUCUGCCGACAUGGACGAGGUCUCCUUCAAGGAUGGUGAUGUUAUCGUAAACGUGCAGUCCAUCGACGAGGGCUGGAUGUACGGCACUGUGCAGCGCUCAGGCAAGACUGGCAUGCUGCCGGCCAAUUACGUUGAAGCAAUCUAAAGACAAGUCCCACCCCCCCCCUCCCCCGGAGUGGGUGAGACACAUCCACCUGGCCACCAUCUACGGCUGAAUCUGUCGCUUCGUAAACCUGUUAUAUGUGUAGACUAUCGCUUAGAUUAGAUUUUUGUAGCUGUAGUCUAUAUGCAAUUCUUGUUGAUGCCCGUUUCCCAAGGCCCUGUGGAUGUGACAUGAGAAGCUGAAAUGUAUAAAUAUCUAUAUAGACUACUGUAGAAGAACAUUCAUCAUUUUCCAAGACCUUAUCUUGAAAGAACAAUGACGAAAAGCCCAUUAUUUUGUAAAUUGCAGACAGAACCUUAUUUAACCAAUGUCGGUUAAAUAUUUUUGAAAAGCUUUACUGAAAGUUAACUUUCACACAAAAACAGAUGAGCUUACAUGCGACGAUAGGAAAGUGUAACGUAUGGAGAGAAUAAAGUUGUUUAAUCACCUAAAAGCACAAGGGGUUGAUGAAGAAAAGACGUGUAACCAGGGGUCUGUUCCUGAGGAUGUAACAUUACGGAACGUUCAGAUAAGAAUAUAGUGUAGAACAGAUAUGAAUAGAGCGGACACGAUUCCCUAUUCUUAUUUCUGUCAGCGAGUUUCACCUCCCCGAAUACACCCGUUUGAGAGUUCUAAGAGAAGCCUCUUCCCUCCUGAAGUAGCCGAAGGCUGGUCACUCAUUGCAUGUGUUUCGUUCCCUCGUCUGGGGGUAAAAUACCUUCGAUCAGUAGAUAAUAAAACACCAACCUGCUGCACUA